AAAUUUGUAAGGCAUGAAAGAUGAAAGAAGGGAGUCAUGUUUUUAAUGCAUCCUCUUUGUCCUCAUUCACUUUGUUUUCUUUCCCUUUUAUAAAAACCUCUCUCCCUAUCUCACACACUCACAAAAGUGUCUCCCUUAUUUUCAGGCACUUCAAAAUAAAUAUACGAAAAUAAAAUAACCAUUUCUUAAGUCUAAAGACCUUCUCUUUCAACUAGAAGCCUUUAAGCCAUGUCUUCUUCUUCCUUGAUACUUCUCUUCUCUACUCUCUCUCUCUUUCUCAAUGUCUCACUCGCAGACAAUCACACGGCGGUUGUUAUAACAACCUCAGAUACUCCACCGCCACUUCCUCCGCCUUCUCCACCGCCACGGCAUAACUUCACUUCCUCUCUCAUGCCCGGAAUCGCAGUCGUUAUCGCCGUCCUCACUGCGUUUUUCUCUCUCACUUUCUUACUUCUCCUCUACGUCAAACACUGUAAACGACGAAACGGCAGCGUUUACGUAAACCACCCGCAGCGUUUCGCAAUCACUAGAUACGGAGGAGGAUAUUACAACGGUGGAGGAGUAGUAGGAGGAAGGAAAAACUCCGGUAUAGACCGGUCCGUGAUUGAAUCUUUACCGGUUUUCCGGUUUGGUGCAUUAAGCGGUCACAAGGAUGGUUUAGAGUGCGCCGUGUGUCUCGCUCGGUUCGAACCGACGGAAGUUCUGAGGUUAUUGCCGAAAUGUAAACACGCCUUCCACGUGGAAUGUGUUGACACGUGGCUUGACGCUCACUCCACUUGCCCGCUUUGCCGUUACCGGGUCGACCCGGAAGAUAUACUCUUGAUCGGUGAUUGUAACUCCUGGUUCGAGCUCCAGUUCUCUAAAGAUGAAUCAAACAGUGUUAAUAAUAAUCCUCCCGGUUUAACCCGGUUUAUUCCGGUUAGUCGAAUUUCCGGUCGUCAUUCCUCGGCUGGUGAACGAGCGAGUCGACUCAACGAGAUUAGAACAUCUUCGUCGUAUAAAUCGAAUCCGAUGUCGUUUCGGAGAUCACUCGAUAGCUCUCUGAAAGUUAACGACGCCGGCGAGGAGAAAUCGGAAUCUGUCGCCGUUAAUUGCUUGGAUCGUCUACAGAGAAAAGACGGAUUGUUGUUGAUUCCGAAUCGGGAGAGCUUUGAGGGGAGAUUUGAGCACCGGAUAAUUAUCUCCGGCGGGAAUCGAGACGAUCAGAGGUGGAGCGAAGUAAGGCCGUCGGAUCUUUUGUAUUUACGAUCAGAGAUGAUACUCAGCGAUUGCCGGAAAUUAGCUGCGGCGGAGGGUGGCAGAGAUGUAAUUAACGGGAGAAGUGUGUCGGAGUUAACGGGAAUUGAGAGACGGAGGAGAUGGGGAGGAGAGCCGAGACAACGACAAGCCACGGCGGUGAUUUCGAGGUGGCUCGCUUGGUCCCACCGUGCCUCCGCUUCCAGCAUUGUUUAAAAUUUAUAUUAUGAUCCUUUUAGUUUUGUUUUAUAACAGUUUUGGCCGGUUUAGUUUUGUUCUAUAACAUUUAGCCCAAACUAAUUUAUUAGAGGAAUGCAACAAUGGCAGGUAGGGAUAAAUUAGUGUUGUUCUUUUUUUUUUUUGAAAUGCGAAUUUUUUGGAGUAUGCACGAGUGCAAGGAAGCACAAAUGAUUUCUUUUUGUAUUUUAAUUUUUGAGGAAAUAUUAAGGAAAGUGAAAGGUUGAGUUUUUUAAAAUUAAUGUCUUUCUUGGUGUAAUAAAGGGCGAGUAUUGGGGAUCUGAUAACUAAGUUUAAAUAGAAAAAG
Molecule: messenger RNA, 1780 nt
Organism: Arabidopsis thaliana (thale cress)
Lineage: Eukaryota; Viridiplantae; Streptophyta; Magnoliopsida; Brassicales; Brassicaceae
Gene: ATL43
Product: RING/U-box superfamily protein
Exons: 1
Coding region: 229-1452 (407 amino acids)
Biological process (GO): protein ubiquitination
Cellular component (GO): membrane
Molecular function (GO): ubiquitin protein ligase activity
Source: RefSeq, marked reviewed